Molecule: messenger RNA, 261 nt
Organism: Staurois parvus
Lineage: Eukaryota; Metazoa; Chordata; Amphibia; Anura; Ranidae
Source: the annotation of a GenBank genome assembly
GGCACAGGUGGGGACACUGCUGGGAAUGGGUGGGCGGGGCUAGUGGGUGCACUGCUGAUCGGAACUUGCGGGGGUCACUGCUGGGCACCGAUCAUCAGGGCACUGAUCAUCAGUGCCCUGAUGAUCGGUGCCGAUCCCCGCUCUGACAACUGCCGGUUCUCGGCAGUACUUUCCUCACGAUCUGACAGCUGCCGGUUCUCGGCUGCACUUUCCUCACGCUGUCAGAUCGUGAGGAAAGUACUGCCGAGAACCGGCAGUUCU